AUGGGGGAAUGGAUUGAGGGUGAAUGGAAAUGGAAAUGGAAAUUGUUGUGGAUCCGUGAGCUAAUGGGAAGAGAACUUGACCAGCUUGAAGACUUGCUUUCGAAAAUUCAAAAUUGUUGUCUGGUUGCAGGAGUGAAGGAUGGCUGGAGAUGGAAAGCUUCUCCAAAUGGGCUUUACUCGGUUAAUUCUGCCUACAAAAUGAUGAGUUGUGUUGCAUGUUCCUUGUCGGCUAGCAGACAAGUUGAAGAGUGGAGCUUCAUUUGGAAAGCUCCUGCUACAUACAAGGCGAUCACAACAGCUUGGAAAGUUUUGAAAGGGAGAGUUCCUACUUGUGACAAUCUUCGCAAGCGACAAGUGAUCAUCCAGGAUUCGGAGGAGCUUUGUGUUUUCUGCAAAGGGGCAGAUGAAACCAUUGACCACCUUUUCUUCGAAUGCCAGGAAACUGAAGAAAUUUGGAGUCAUAUUUUACGAUGGGUGGGGAAACAAUCAGCUAGACAUCAUAAGGCGAAAGAUCAUCUGUUGGCUUUUGUUAAUCUUGGAAACAAGAAGGACGCUUCUUUUCUUCUCGGAGUUUGGAUAUGUACGAUUUGGUGCCUUUGGAAAGGGAGAAAUGAAUGUAAAUUCAAUCAAGGUACGUGGAGCAAAGAGAGAAUGACAGCAGAGAUCAAGAUCAGGCUAUGGGGGUGGAGGACAGCUUUCAAAGUGUCUUCCUCUCCUUUGGAUUUCAGGCGGUGGAUUGUUGCGGUGAACUUGGAUGGAUAG
Salvia miltiorrhiza (redroot sage) is the source of this 762-nucleotide messenger RNA. RefSeq lists its product as uncharacterized. The record is from RefSeq and is a predicted model, not a curated record. Bases 1 to 762 code for a protein of 253 amino acids. The transcript has a single exon. NCBI's taxonomy places the organism in Eukaryota, Viridiplantae, Streptophyta, Magnoliopsida, Lamiales, Lamiaceae.